Messenger RNA from Meloidogyne enterolobii, 491 nucleotides. NCBI's taxonomy places the organism in Eukaryota, Metazoa, Nematoda, Chromadorea, Rhabditida, Meloidogynidae. The record is from the annotation of a GenBank genome assembly.
CAAUGGGUAAUGGUUAUUCUCAUAAUUAUGGCUACAACCCUUUUAUGCCCUAUGGUCCUUAUCAUGGUGGUUAUACUCCUCAUGCUCAAUUUUAUGGACCUGAUCCGCAACUUGUCCAUUGCCCAAAAUGUGACCAAAAUACAACAACCAAACUUAAAUUUGUAUACGGUGGAUGGACAUGGUUCUACGUCGUCUUUUUUAUUGUUUUUGGAAUUGUUUUAUUCUCUUGUGUGCCUGUUACUAUCUUCUGUAAUUGUCUUAAAAAUGCAGAACAUCGUUGUGGGCGUUGUGAUACUUUUAUUGGCAAAUAUGAACGUUUCAGUGGAAGGCCUGUAGUUGUAUUACCACCAGAAUGUCAUAAACAUCAAAUAAUGCCCAACUAUCAUAAGUAGAAAAAAAUAGAAUAGUUGAGAAAAUAUAGUGUAUAAUUAAUGUUGUUUUGAUGUAAAUUUGUAUUUGUGUUUUCCGGAAAUGUUUUAAUUUGUGUUUUC